Messenger RNA from Elephantulus edwardii (Cape elephant shrew), 597 nucleotides. Its product is annotated as peptidoglycan recognition protein 1-like. The record is from RefSeq and is a predicted model, not a curated record. Bases 1 to 597 code for a protein of 198 amino acids. Gene Ontology annotation, biological process: detection of bacterium; defense response to Gram-positive bacterium; innate immune response. The transcript is spliced from 3 exons. Gene Ontology annotation, molecular function: zinc ion binding; peptidoglycan immune receptor activity; N-acetylmuramoyl-L-alanine amidase activity. NCBI's taxonomy places the organism in Eukaryota, Metazoa, Chordata, Mammalia, Macroscelidea, Macroscelididae.
AUGGCCCACCACGGCUCGCUGCUCACCUGCAUGCUCUUCACUUUGCUCGCCCCCCUUGCUCUGGAAGGAGGUCUGAGCGAGGAGACCUCCACCUGCUGCAGUCUCACUGUGCCCCGGAGAGAGUGGGGGGCCACUGCAUCUGCAUGCUCCCAGAAACUGAACCAGCCGGUGCGUUAUGUGAUAGUGUCGCACACGGCGGGCUCUUCCUGCAACAGCCCAGCCUCGUGCCAGCAGCAGGCCCGCAAUGUACAGCAUUACCACAUGCGGGAGCGGAAGUGGUGCGAUGUGGCCUACAACUUCCUGAUCGGAGAAGACGGGCUGGUGUAUGAGGGCCGGGGCUGGAACAUCAAGGGCGACCACACAGGAUACAUCUGGAACCCCAUGUCCAUUGGGAUCACGUUCAUGGGCAAUUAUAUGGAACGGGUGCCUCCAGCCCGGGCCCUCCGGGCAGCCCAGAAUCUGCUGGCCUGUGGCGUGGCACAGGGCGCCCUGAUCCCACAAUAUGAAGUCAAAGGGCACCGGGAUGUGCAGCAGACACUGUCUCCGGGUGACCAGCUCUACGCCAUCAUCCAGAAAUGGCCGCACUACCGAGAAUGA